CCUUCGUUUCCCUUUGAGACUAUCCACAUCUCCUGCAAGUCAGAUGCGUAUCAAGGAACUGAUUAUUGUUACGCUGGUGUCAUCAUCUACUCUUGCGAUGGCAAAUCAGAGUGGCAAACCGCCAAUGGUACCCGCUGUAAGAGUGGAUAUCUUGUGAUUAUGGAUACUGGAACUGAGAAAGUGAAGCAGUUUCGGGGAAAAAGCCCUGGCCAAGUUCAUGGAGCUGUUUACAGAAGUGCUUUUGGAGAGGAACGCAAUCCGCGAAUUGUCAUUGCUGAAGGUUUCUCUGUGAUGAAUGGAAAGUUCAAGAUAAAUUCGGGUGUGUUUAAUCCGGCACAAGAUGGCUACCACGACAGUAAGAAAUCCAUGAAUCCUUAUACCGAGCAGUGCGUUAAGAAAGUGAUUGAUUACUGGAAGGAAGCGCGUGAACACUUCCUUCGGUGCAGAAAUUUUAAGGUCCAAGACUUGUUGAAGGAAUGA
Molecule: messenger RNA, 480 nt
Organism: Porites lobata
Lineage: Eukaryota; Metazoa; Cnidaria; Anthozoa; Scleractinia; Poritidae
Source: the annotation of a GenBank genome assembly